AUGCAAAGUUCUUUUAAAGUGGCAACGAUAACAACAGUAGAAGCAAGAAUGAUAAUGGAGGAAGAUCCGGAGCUAAUGGGUAUCGCUGGUUAUUUUUCGGAAAUGAAAAUUAUUGAUAAUGAACAGUCAAGAAACUUAGAAGACGAAAUAGUGAAUAUUUGUGAAAGUGAAUAUCUGAAUACUUUUCCGCAGGAUGAAACUACGAAUAUCCAGCAGUUAGAAAGGCCUGAUGACGAUGAAGAAGUGUCCGAACCUGAUGAGGAUCAAGAUCAGACACAUCCAGCAUACAUUCCGCGCACAGGACAAUUUUUCAUGCAUGACACCCGUGAAACUAGUGAGAAAAUUACGUUACAUCCGUUGUCACGCGCUGAUCGCAAAUGGCGGCAUGAUUUAUAUAAUGAAGAUGACCAGAUACCAUUGUCUGAUCGAGAAUUUGCCAAGAAAUAUGGUGUGGAUCGGGAAGGAAAUCCUGUCUCUUUGGUAAGCUUACACACUCAGUACGAGUGCAAUUUCAGGCAAAUCUUCAUUUUAAAAUUGUUACAAGAAUUAUUGUUUUUGGCUUUCCGACAGGAUAUACGUGGUACAAAUCCGAUUCGAAUCCCGACGGCAGCAAACGUUUGGAACGCACCACGUCAUUUUACAAGGACGCGCAAGAUUCGUAGCCAUGGGAUUAGUGGCCAAGAGAAAAGAAAAAGUCUAAGAAAGCGAGGAAACGACAGUCGGUUGCCAUUAGCUGGUGACGCAAUGAAUGAAGAACAUCAUAGUGAUUACGGAAAUCAAAAGUUAGAUGAAGGUAAAGAAGCAGAAAACAAGACUGAGAUAGACAGCAUAGGUCAUAGUGCGAAAUUGGAGAUACGUAUUGGUAAGCGUUAUUCGACACAACGGCCAAUGAAAUCAGUUGAAAAGUAG
This is a messenger RNA of Cercopithifilaria johnstoni, 909 nucleotides long. The record is from the annotation of a GenBank genome assembly. Lineage: Eukaryota; Metazoa; Nematoda; Chromadorea; Rhabditida; Onchocercidae.